AUGCCGUCACGACUGGAAGCUGAACGCAAGCGCAGUCCUCUUCCUGCGCGUGAACUGGCCUACGUGCUGCACAAGAGCAAGGAUCUGGUGCAGAAGAGCAAGCAACUGGAGCAGCUGCUGGUGCAAGACCCGGUGUUUAACCAUGAGAAGAUGAACUACUUGACGCGUGAAGAGCAGUACAAAAAGGCGAUACAGAUGGCGGCCAGAGUCGAGAUCAUUGCACGCCGUAACCGGCUGAGUGAGGCGGAUACGGAGCUGCUGCGUCAUAUUUUACAGACCACCACGAGCUGCGCGGCGGCCACGUUGCUGCACACGCUCAUGUUCGUGAAGAAUCUGGGAUUGCUGUUCACGGACGAGCAGCAGGCACAGUGGAUGGAGAUGGCCAAACAGUGGCGGAUGAUUGGAUGCUACGCGCAGACCGAGCUGGGUCAUGGAUCUAAUGUCCGUGGACUGGAGACUACGGCCACGUACAUCCUUGCCACGGACGAGUUCGAGAUUCACUCGCCUACGCUGACGUCCAUGAAGUGGUGGCCUGGCGCGAUGGCACGAACCGCCAACUUUGGAGUUGUGUAUGCGAGACUGCUGCUGUGUGGAAAGGACUAUGGCGUGCACAACUUUAUGGUGCAGUUGCGUGACUUGGAGACGCAUGACGCGAUGCCAGGUGUGACGCUGGGCGACGUUGGUCCAAAGGUCGGAUAUAAUAACGUGGACAACGGGUACUGCAGAUUCGACCGUGUCCGCCUUCCGCGACGGAAUAUGGGGAUGAGGUUUGCUACGGUGACUCGAGAGGGCAAGUACGUGAAGAACUCGAAUGUUCCGCAGGAAGUGCUGUACUUUACCAUGUUGCAGACCCGAAUCGUGUUUAUUCGGUCGGCGGGUAUCAACCUGGCGAAGGCAUGCACCAUUGCUAUCCGCUACUCGGCUGUUCGUCAGCAAGGAUAUGAUGCCAAUGAUCCGUCUUCUAAGGAGGAAUUGAGCGUACUGGACUACCAGACACAGCAAUACCGUUUGUUUCCGCUUCUUGCUGCAGCGUACGCGAUUGUGUUGACAGGAAACCGCAUGGAUCAGUUUGCUGCUGCACUACUGGAGCAAACAAAGCGUGGAGAUGUCGAUUUACUUACUGUGGGACACGUGAUGAGUUGCGGACUCAAGGUCCGAACAACAGAUCUGUCCACUGCUGGCAUUGAGACUGCUCGUCGGGCUUGCGGUGGUCACGGGUACCUGCUCUCAAGUGGCAUACCGGUCUUAUUGGGAGAUACCCUGCAGACUGUCACGACGGAAGGUGAUAAUCUGGUACUGUCGGUGCAGACUGCUCGCGCUCUGCUGAAAAUACUAGCCUUGUACAAGAGAACUGGGAAAGUGCCAGGACCGAUGGCGUUUCUGUCAGGUACUGACGAAACUCAGAGUGUAAACCCUCGCACUGAGCAGCAGUGGCUAGAGCCUCGUAAUUACGUUGCAGCUUUCGAGCAGCGCUUUCUGUUUCAGCUCCGGUUGUACGAGAAGAAGAUUUCGACGGAGUCUUCACUCGCUGCCGGUUUGCAGAACAACUCGCUGGACACUCUGAAGCUUACAAACUCAUAUGCCAGCUUCGUGCUCGUGAAGACCUUUGCUGAAGCUCUAGAAGCCCCAUCGACCCUCUUUUCAGGAUCCGUAUCUUCGCCUGUGGUCCUGAACGUCGUACGUCUGCUGUGCCAUUUGUUUGCACUUACGCAAUUGGAAGCUUCUGCCGGGGAGUUUAUGGAGAGUGGGUGCGUAUUUCCCAGUGAGAUGCCGAUGAUCCGUGCGAACAUCGAGAAGCUGCUCGCCUUGAUCCGCCCGCACGCCGUCACACUUGUGGAUGGCUUCAACUUCUCGGACCAUAUGCUGAACUCAACACUGGGUCGCUACGACGGCAACGUAUACGAGGCUCUGUUCGAGUCUGUACAGCACGACCCUUUGAACCAGUCGUCAGACAAGGUUGCAUUGCAUGAGUUGUUGCGUCCAAUACGGGACGAAAUGUUGCAGUCGCGUCUCUAG
Molecule: messenger RNA, 2016 nt
Organism: Peronospora matthiolae
Lineage: Eukaryota; Oomycota; Peronosporomycetes; Peronosporales; Peronosporaceae
Source: the annotation of a GenBank genome assembly